Penicillium longicatenatum is the source of this 918-nucleotide messenger RNA. Its product is annotated as alpha/beta fold hydrolase. Lineage: Eukaryota; Fungi; Ascomycota; Eurotiomycetes; Eurotiales; Aspergillaceae. The record is from RefSeq and is a predicted model, not a curated record. Bases 1 to 918 code for a protein of 305 amino acids. The transcript has a single exon.
AUGAAUCCCUCCAACUCGAUCGAACUCACACAAACCUUCGAGUACUCCAGCAACACCCAUAACUACAAAAUCCGCUGGACAUCCCUCGGGAACCCAGAAUCCCCGCCAUUGAUAUUCAUCCACGGCACACCAUGGUCGUCAAAAGUCUGGCAUGUCUACGCCCAGUCCCUCGCAAAGCAUUUUCAUGUCUACCUCUCCGACAAUCCCGGGUUCGGCACAAGCCCACGUGGCGAACCUCGGCCCGGGAAGGAAGCUGAAAUCACGAAAGAAAUGGCGUUAGACGCCGAUCUGUCUGGGCAGUCCGAAGUGUUUGCCGCGCUCUACAAAUAUUGGGCAAGAAGUUGGGGAUCUAGAAAGGCACAUGUUAUCGCGCAUGACCAUGGCGGACUAAUGAGUCUUCGGGCGCAUAUCAUCCACGGAUGUGAAUUUGCGAGCCUGUGUCUGAUCAACGUGGUGGCAAUAGGGCCCUUUGGACAGCCGUUGUUCAAACUAGUCGCGGAGAAUGAGGGCGUGUUCCGUGCGUUGACGGGUCCUGUUUUUGAAGGUGUUGUUGAGUCUUAUAUCCGGGAUGCGGCGUAUACAGAUUUGACGAAGGAAACGAUGGAGAUGUUGAAGGGGCCGUGGAUCUCGAGUGAAAAGGGCAGGAGGGGGUUUGUCAGGCAGAUGGUGCAGGCCAACAGUCGCAGCACGGAGGAGGUUGAGGAUAGGUAUCCGGAGGUUGGUAAAGCUAUGCCUGUCCAAAUUAUCUGGGGUCAAGAGGAUCGCUGGAUUCCUGUUGAGACUGCGUUCAGGCUGGGAGAAAAGCUGAAUGCCCGGGAUGUUGUGCUGAUUGACGGAGUUGGCCACCUGGUGAUGUAUGAUCAGGAAGGCAAACUAGGGGUGGAGCUGGGAUGGUGGUUGAGCGAGGUGAAUCGCUGA